Gekko japonicus is the source of this 3948-nucleotide messenger RNA. It is a transcript of the gene PHTF2, whose product is annotated as putative homeodomain transcription factor 2. Lineage: Eukaryota; Metazoa; Chordata; Lepidosauria; Squamata; Gekkonidae. Gene Ontology annotation, cellular component: endoplasmic reticulum. The transcript has 19 exons. The record is from RefSeq and is a predicted model, not a curated record. The coding region runs from base 192 to 2465 and encodes 757 amino acids.
CGCGCUGUUGCUGCUGCCUCAAAUGCGCGCUUUGCGCGCGCCCGGCUGCGAGCUGUUGCCUCUCACGCUGUCUGGUGUCCUUGGUCCAGUACAGUCGCGGUCUUCGCCGAGCUUCACUGUGCAUCGUGGGUGCGAGGCGGUGGUUCCGGAUAACCGCCUAAAAUGACUACUGUAUAGAUGUUAUAGCAUAAAUGGCGUCCAAAGUAACAGAUGCUAUAGUCUGGUACCAGAAGAAGAUUGGGGCUUAUGACCAGCAAAUAUGGGAAAAAUCUGUAGAACAAAAAGAAAUCAAGUUUGUUAAAUUGGGUUUGAGGAACAAGCCAAAGAAAACUGGGCAUGUCAAGCCAGAUCUCAUAGAUGUGGAUCUUGUAAGAGGUUCUGCCUUUGCUAAAGCUAAACCUGAAAGUCCUUGGACCUCACUGACUCGAAAGGGAAUUGUUAGAGUAGUUUUUUUCCCGUUUUUCUUCAGGUGGUGGUUACAAGUGACAUCACAGGUUAUAUUUUUCUGGCUCCUCAUCCUUUAUCUUCUUCAAGUUGCUGCAGUGGUAUUGUUCUGUACUAUAGAAGGGCCACAUAAUAUACCUCUGACUGAAGUAAUAGGGCCAGUAUGGCUCAUGUUGCUUCUUGGAACUGUGCACUGCCAGAUUGUUUCAACAAGGACACCCAAGUCAACUCCAAGUACAGGAGGAAGAAGAAGAAGGAAAUUAAGGAAAGCAGCACAUUUGGAAGUACAUAGGGAAGGAGAUGGCUCUAGUACCACAGAUAACACACAGGAAGGAACAGUGCAGACCUACGGUACAAGCACCUCUUACAGUAUUGGCGUUUUCUUCAGAGAUAUCUGGCAUGCCGCUUUCUUUUUAUCAGGAUCAAACAAAGCAAAGAAUUCAAUAGAUAAGUCAACAGAGACUGACAAUGGAUACGUCUCUCUUGAUGGAAAGAAGACUGGUAAAAACAGCGAAGACAGCUUACAGUCCCAUGAGGCUCACUCUGAAGUUAUUAGAUCAGAAGAAACAUGCUGGAGCACAGGAACACUCAGAAAUACAUAUAAUAAUUCUAGCCAUCAUAAAGAUACUCACAGAACAUUGGCAAACAUAUCUGAUGAAGUUUCAAGUGAGGAGGGACCAGAAGCUGGCUAUCACUUGCGUCGUAGUGCAGAACGUGCUUCCAACGAUUGUGCUUUUCGAAACAGGAAGUCCCAUCACUAUAAGAAACAUUACCCUGCAGAGGAUAUCCCUAAAUCAGGCACUAGUUGCAGUUCACGGUGUUCGAGUUCCAGACAAGAUUCAGAGAGCACAAGGCCGGAGUCUGAGACAGAAGACGUAUUGUGGGAAGACUUAUUACAUUGUGCAGAGUGUCGUUCAUCUUGUACCAGUGAAACAGAUGUUGAGAACUCUCAAGUUAAUUCAUGUAUGAAGAAAGAGUAUAGGGAUGAUCCAUUUCAUCAGAGUCAUUUGCCCUGGUUCCACAGUUCUAACCCUGGGCUGGAAAAAGUCAGUGCAAUUGUUUGGGAAGGUAAUGACUGCAAAAAAGCUGAUAUGUCGGUACUUGAAAUCAGUGGCAUGAUAAUGAACAGGGUGAACAGCUAUAUACCAGGAAUAGGCUAUCAGAUUUUUGGAAACGUCGUCUCUUUAAUCCUGGGGUUGACUCCAUUUGUAUUUCGACUUUCCCAAGCUAAGGAUCUGGAGCAUCUAGCUACACAUUCAGCUACCGAACUUAUUACUAUAGCAUUUGGGUCAAAUGACGACAGAAUGGUUCUUUUCAUGGUUAUAAUAUGCUUUAUAGUCCGUGUCUCCCUUGUGUGGAUUUUCUUUUUUCUCCUGUGCGUGGCUGAGAGAACCUACAAGCAGAGAUUGCUUUUUGCCAAACUCUUUGGCCAUUUAACAUCUGCAAGAAGGGCACGAAAAUCAGAAGUUCCUCACUUCCGGUUAAAGAAGGUGCAAAAUAUUAAAAUGUGGCUUUCUCUCCGCUCAUACUUAAAGCGGCGAGGUCCUCAACGAUCAGUUGAUGUAAUAGUCUCAUCUGCUUUUUUGUUGACAAUUUCUGUUGUAUUUAUCUGCUGUGCACAGCUGCUUCAUGUGCAUGAGAUCUUCUUAGACUGUCACUACAACUGGGAACUAGUAAUCUGGUGUAUUUCAUUAACUCUGUUUCUUCUACGAUUUGUUACACUUGGAUCUGAAACAAGCAAAAAAUACAGCAAUACCUCAAUAUUACUUACUGAACAGAUAAAUCUGUACUUGAAAAUGGAAAAGAAGCCGAACAAGAAGGAAGAGCUGACGCUAGUGAAUAAUGUUUUAAAACUGGCUACAAAAUUACUCAAGGAGCUGGACAGUCCCUUCAGGUUAUAUGGCUUGACAAUGAAUCCUCUGCUCUAUAACAUCACUCAAGUUGUCAUUCUGUCUGCUGUUUCUGGUGUUAUCAGUGAUUUACUUGGAUUCAACCUAAAGCUCUGGAAGAUUAAAUCCUGACAUUUUGCAAAAAAAGGAACCAGACACAAUCCUCUGCAAAAGAGAACCGAUUGACUCAGCUGCCUCAGAGCAUUUGCUGAUUCUGUGUUCAGAUGUCAUGCUCUCUUUAAGGAUAUUGUUUGAAAAUUUGAGGUGUUUACAUAUGACUGUUUUGUGCAAUCUCUGUAUUUAUUUUACCUUUUCAAUUUUGUAAACUGUUUUAGCUGACAUUGUAUUUUAUUUUGAAACACUGAUGUGCUUUGAAAGGGUCAAAAUGGGUAUCCAGGUAUUGGUCAUUCGAAACUGAUCAAAUGUGCUUCAUUUCCCCCCCCUUAGAAUGGAUCCCGAUGUGAGGCUUUUAUACUUCUGAAGUUCUCAUUACAACAAUGUCAUGCUGAAGUCAUUAUACUGAAUACAUACUAUAAAAUGUUUAGAACAUUUCAUUGUGAACCACCCUUUUGGGGUAGUAUCAGAGCACCAGCAUAUUGUUGGUUACAGUAGAAAGUGACAUUUACUGUAAUAACAAUGCAGUAGGCCAGGUAACUGAAAUUUAUUUAUAUAUGUAUGUAAGUAUGUGUCCUAGAGCCAGCAGGUGUUGUUACUGAUGUGAUUCCUGGAUUCUAAAAUACUGAGCUGAAGUUAAAACUUCACUGAAUAUUAGUAAGGUAUUACGUAGCAGGUCAACAAGUGCUCUUUUAUAACAUUUUUAUUAGAGCAAUAACGAUAAACUGUUACCAUGCUGUAAGAUAUUUUGAUAAAAAAUAGCUAUAGUAUUUAUUUGAAACACUGGGCUGUUUGCACAGCUUUGGCUGUGACGCUCAACAUCUGCACUUUUAUUGUUACUUUUAAUAAUGAUCUUUAUAUAUACUAAAUGGAAUAUAUUAUGGUGAACUGUGGUGCAAUAGUGUUACCUCUGAAGGAUGGAUAUUUAGACUUUGAGAGAGACAGAGACAUUAUGUAUGCUCAAGAUAGUUGCUGUACAUCGUAGUAUAUGUGACUUAUACCACACAUUGAAAAUAACAAUUAUGUGUAUGAAAUUAUAGCUCUUUUUAAAGAUUAAAUCCUAAACUUGUUCAGGAACAAGUGUGGCUGAUAUUAAUAGAAGGAAACAUUCUUGGAUUUCCAGAUUACAAUCCUGUCUGCACUUCAGAGUAACCGUAUUUAACUUGGUGGACUUACUUCUCAAUAAACACAGGUUCAGACUGCUACAUUGUGAUCCUAACUUUCUAGUUUAGCCUUGUUGAUUUCUAUGGAUGGGAGAAAAUGCUUUCAAGGAAUGAGACCCAGUUGUACCCAGAUGCCAUUUGAUACUAAUGUUGUUUUAAUUUUUUUUAGCAAUUAUAGGUAAUAGUAGCUAGUGCUGUCCUUUCUAAUAAGUAACUAAUUUUUAGUUAUUUAGUUAAUUGCUUAGUUUGAACUCUAAUAAUGCCUGCAGAGAGAGUCACCUUGAUGUAGAGAUGUGGUGCUGUGAUGCAUCAAAUGCUUACUGUGUACAUUCAGAGCA